AUUGGCCUGAUCAGAAGCUGAGUUGAUAAGAUGGAAGAGCAGGAAUUGUCUGGCCCUGAAUCAGGAGAAGGACCUCCUACCUUUCAUGCUGGAAAGAGUGAGGAAUUCUGGGAGAGAUCUGCACCAGAGACUUUGAGUGAGGACACCACCAGCUCAGACACAGAGUGCCAGCGCUUCAGGCACUUUUGCUACCAGGAGGCCGAGGGGCCCCGAGAGGUUUGCAGCCGACUCCACCAUCUUUGCCGUCGGUGGCUGAAGCCGGAAAGGCACAGCAAGCAGCAGAUGCUGGACCUGGUGAUCCUAGAGAAGUUCCUGACUGUCCUGCCCCCAGAGGUGGAGAGCUGGGUGAGAGAAUGCAGAGCAGAGACCAGUUCCCAGGCAGUAGCCCUGGCAGAAGGAUUCCUGUUGAGCCAGGCGGAGGCUGCAGAGCAAGUGCCAUCAGAAGGGGCUGCUGUUUCCCCUGAGACAGAAGAGGCUCCCUUAGAGCCCAAGCAGAGGUCACUGUCAUGGGUGAUCCCAUUGGAGGCUGAUGGAGAAGCCACCCCACUGGGUAGCGGAAGGACGCUGCCUGCUUGUUCUGGGCCUCCCUCUCUUUGUGGCAGAGGGAAAGCAUCGUCGGGGCACGCGGAUCAGGGUCUGAUGUCCUUUGAGGAAGUGGCUGUGUGCUUCUCAGAGGAGGAGUGGGCUUUGCUGGAUCCAAGCCAAAAGGCUCUGCACAGGGAAGUAAUGGUGGAAAACUGCAGGAACCUGGCAUCUCUGGGAUUUCAGGUUCCCAGGGCUGACUUCACCUCCAAGCUGAUGGACGAUCCAUUGGUUCAGGGGUCCGAGGAACGAGAGAAAUUGGCAGAAGGGGAGAGAAAAAGAAGGGAGAAACAGCAUAGAAGGAAAAAUGAAGCCAGACUUCAAGAAGGGAAGAAAUCAGUUGCUUCUGAAUGCAGUAAUUCCCAUAUGAUUACACUUGAAGAACAAAGUCAUAUAGGAACUACAGGGAAUAAAUUCCCUGAAAUUGCAAAAAUCUCAGCUGGUAAGUCAAGACUUGGUACUACUCAAGCAAUAAAGAAUAGGGAGAAACAGCUGAAAUCCUCAGUGUGUUGGAAGAGUAGUCAUCUGAGCAAUGACCUUAUUUUAUAUGAUAGAUUGGACUCACAUAAAAAUCUCCCCAAAUGCUCUAAGUGUGGAAAGAGCUUCAGUGACAGAUCAGGUCUAGCUAAACAUCAAAGAAUCCACACUCAGGAGAAACCAUAUCAAUGCUCAAUAUGUGGCAAGAGUUUCAAUCAGACUUCAGGCCUUGCUUACCAUCAAAGAAUACACACUGGGGAGAAACCAUAUCAGUGCUCAAUAUGUGGCAAGAGCUUCAGUGUCAGUUCAAACCUUUUUUCCCAUCAAAGGAUCCACACAGGGGAGAAAUCAUAUAAAUGCUCAGAAUGUGGAAAGAGCUUCAUUCGGAAGGACCACCUCAUUUCCCAUCAAAGAAUCCACACUGGGGAGAAACCAUACCAAUGCUCAGAAUGUGGAAAGAGUUUCAACCAGAGCUCACACCUUGCUUCCCAUCAAAGAAUCCAUACUGGAGAGAAACCAUAUAAAUGCUUAGAGUGUGGAAAGAACUUCAGUGACAAAUCAUGUCUUGGUUAUCAUCAAAGAAGUCACAAUGGGGAGAAGCCAUAUCAAUGCUCGGUGUGUGAAAAGAGCUUUAGUUUCAGCUCAAGCCUUGCUUCCCAUCAAAGAAUCCACUCAGGAGAGAAACCAUAUAAAUGUUCCCAGUGUGGAAAGAGGUUCACUCAGAUCUCAAAUCUUGCUUCCCAUCAAAAAAUCCACACAGGAGAGAAACCAUUUAAAUGUUCAGAAUGUGGAAUGAUUUUCAGACAGAAAGAGCAACUCACUUCCCAUCAAAGAAUCCACACAGGGGAGAAACCAUAUCACUGUCCUGAGUGUGGAAAGAGCUUCAGUGAUAGCUCAAACCUUGCUUCACAUCGAAGAAUCCACACUGGGGAGAAACCAUAUCAAUGUUUAGAGUGUGGAAAGCAGUUCAGACAAAUCUCAAGCCUUUCUUGCCAUCAAAGAAUUCACAGUGGGGAGAAACCAUAUCAGUGCUCAGAAUGUGGAAAGAGCUUCAGUGUCAGCUCAAAUCUUCUCACCCAUCAAAGAAUCCACACAGGCGAGAAACCAUAUCAGUGUUCAGAGUGUGGAAAGACCUUCAGUCGGAAGGAGUGCCUCAUUUCCCAUCAGAGAAGUCACACUGGAGAGAAACCUUAUCAAUGCUCAUUGUGUAGAAAGAGUUUCAGUGCCAGCUCAAGCCUUGCUUCCCAUCAGAGAAUCCACUCAGGAGAGAAACCAUAUAAAUGUUCCCAGUGUGGAAAGAGGUUCACUCAGAUCUCAAAUCUUGCUUCCCAUCAAAAAAUCCACACGAGAGAGAAACCAUUUAAAUGUUCAGAAUGUGAAAUCAUUUUCAGAAAGAAAGAGCAACUCACUUCCCAUCAAAGAAUCCAAUGGGAGAAACCAUAUCACUGCCCUGAGUGUAAAAAGAGCUUCAGUGGAAAGAAGUUCAGACAAAUCUCAAGCCUUUCUUGCCAUCAAAGAAUUCACAGUGGGGAAAAACCAUAUCAGUGCUCAGAAUGUGGAAAGAGCUUCAGUGUCAGCUCAAACCUCACCCAUCAAAGAAUCCACACAGGCGAGAAACCAUAUCAGCGCUCAGAAUGUGGAAAGAGAUUCAGUGACAGAUCAGGUCUUGCUUCACAUCGAAGAAUUCACACUGGGGAGAAACCAAAUUACUUGUUGGCAACCCACCGACUAGCCGUCAGAGGCCCGAAGCCAAUCGCCCCGCCCCGCAACUCCCUGCAUGGCUGCACCAAUCCUCAAAGCCGCCUCCCCAGUGGAAGGCGUGUCCAGCCUCGGAGCAGAGAUGCCUCCUCGUCGUCUGUGGGAUUGCCUGAUGAUGCUGUAGAGAGGAUUAAAUCAUACAAGCUGAAACAUAAUCCUGGCCAGAUGGCAGUAAUGCUGGAAUUAUGUGGCCAUGAAUCAGGAGAAGGAUUUCCUACUCAACAAAAUGGGAAGAGUGAAGAAUUCUGGGAGAGAUCAGCACCAGAGACCCCACACGAGGACGCCACCAGCUCAGACACAGAGUGCCAGCGCUUCAGGCACUUUUGCUAUCUGGAGGCUGAGGGGCCCCGAGAGGUUUGCAGCCGGCUCCACCAUCUUUGCCGUCAGUGGCUGAAGCCGGAAAGGCACAGCAAGCAGCAGAUGCUGGACCUGGUGAUCCUGGAGCAGUUCCUGACCAUCCUGCCUCUGGAGAUGGAGAGCUGGGUGAGAGAGUGCAGAGUGGAGACCAGUUCCCAGGCGGUGGCCCUGGCAGAAGGAUUCCUCUUGAGCCAGGCGGAGGCCAAGGACCAGGAAGGGCAGGGGCCAUCAGAAGGGGCUGCUGAUCCAUCAGAACACAGGUGGAGGUCACUGUUUGGGUUGAUCCCACUGGAGGGUGAUGGAGGUCCCACCCCGCUGGGUAGUAGAAGGACGCUGCCUGCUUGUUCUGGGCCUCCCUCUCUUUGUGGCAGAGGGAAAGCAUCGUCGGGGCAUGUGGAGCAGGGUCUGAUGUCCUUUGAGGAAGUGGCUGUGUGCUUCUCAGAGGAGGAGUGGGCUUUGCUGGAUCCAAGCCAAAAGACUUUGCACCGGGAAGUCAUGGUGGAAAACUGCAGGAACCUGGUGUCUCUGGGAUUUCAGCUUCCCAAAGCUGAUUUCAUCUCCAAGCUGAAAGAAGGGGGAGAUCCCUUGAUUCAGGGCUCUGAGGAAGCAGAAAAAUUGGCAGAGGGGGAGAGGAAAAGGAGGUGGAAACAGCAAAGAAGGAAUAGUGGGGCCAGACUUCAAGGGAGGAAGAAACCAGUUGCUCCUGAAUGGUGUAAUUCCUAUGGAGUUACAGUUCAAGAACAAAGUCAAAUAGGAACCAUGGGGAAUAAAUUCCCUGUAAAUGCAAAAAUCUCAACUGGUAGGUCAAGACUUGGUACUACUCAGACAAUAAAGAACAGGGAGAAAGAUCUGAAAUCCUCAGCAGAUUGGAAGAGUAAUCAGCUGAGCAAUAACCUUAUUUUACAUGAAAGAUUGGACACAGAUGAAAAUCCCACUAAAUGCUUUAAGUGUGGAAAGAGCUUCAGUGACAGAUCAAGUCUAGCUAAACAUCAAAGAAUCCACACAGGGGAGAAACCAUAUAAAUGUUCAGAGUGUGGGAAGAGCUUUACUCAGAAGGAGAACCUAACUUCCCAUCAAAGAAUCCACACAGGGGAGAAACCAUAUCAGUGCUCAGAAUGUGGAAAGAGUUUCCGUGACAGAUCAAAUUUUGCUUCACAUCGAAGAAUCCACACUGGGGAGAAACCAUAUCAAUGCUUAGAGUGUGGAAAGAGCUUCAGUCGGAUCUCAGGCCUUGCUUGCCACCAAAGAAUCCACACGGGGGAGAAACCAUAUCAAUGUUCAGAAUGUGGAAAGAGAUUCAGUGAUAGCUCAAACCUUUUCACCCAUCAAAGAAUCCAUACAGGGGAGAAACCAUAUAAGUGUUCAAUUUGUGGAAAGGCCUUCAGUCACAAGGAGCAACUCACUUCCCAUUUAAGAGUCCACACAGGGGAGAAACCAUAUCAAUGCUCAGAGUGUGGAAAGGCCUUCAGUGUUAGCUCAAACCUUUUUUCACAUCGAAGAGUCCACACAGGGGAGAAACCAUAUCAGUGCUCAGAUUGUGGAAAGAGCUUUAGUCGGAAGGACCAUCUCAUUUCCCAUCAAAGAAUCCACACUGGGGAGAAACCAUAUCAAUGCUCAGAGUGUGGAAAGAGCUUCAGUCGGAAGGAGUACCUCAUGUCCCAUCAGAGAAUACACACCGGGGAGAAACCAUAUCAAUGCUCAGAAUGUGGAAAGAGCUUCAGUCAGAUAUCAAACCUUGGUUGCCAUCAAAGAAUCCACACUGGGGAGAAACCAUAUCUUUGCUCAGAAUGUGGAAAGAGCUUUAGUGACAGCUCAAAACUUGUAACGCAUCUAAGAAUCCACACUGGAGAGAAACCAUAUCAGUGCUCUCAAUGUGGAAAGAGCUUUAGUCAGAUCUCAAGCCUAUCUUGCCAUCAAAGAAUCCACACUGGGGAGAAACCAUAUAAAUGUUCAGUAUGUGGGAAAAGCUUCAGUGUCAGUUCAAGCCUUGUUUUGCAUCAAAAAAUCCACACAGGGAGAUCCUAUAUUAAAGGGCAGAGAGUGGAAAGUGCUUUAGCACCACCUCAAAGGUUGCUUCACAUUGAAGAAUCCACACUGGGGAAAAACCAUGGAUAUCCUCAGACUAGAUAAAUCUUCAGAGUCAGAUCUAACCUUUUUUCCCCAUCAAUGAAUCCACACAGAGGGGAGACCCUAGGAAUGGUACUGACCAAGGAGAUCUCUGAUGUGAAAAUGCCUCCCUGGAAAAGGAGGUUGCACUUGCAGUAUUCACAGAAACUGCAUUGUACCCACUGUUGAAGGAUUUUGUCCCUUGAUGCCAUUUUUGUUUACGUUAUUGCUGUAUUUGAGAAUGUGGUUUAAUUCGGCAUUUCCACUUCAGGGUUUUUAAAGCAUUUCUUACAAGUAUAGCUUUCUUAAAAUGGCUUUAAGCUGCAUUUGGCAUCUCUCCUUGUUGCCUGAGUACAAAUAGCAUAGCCCAUGUUUGUGGGGGGUCUCUUUGUACUGGCCAUUUUCCAACUUGCUCUGCCAUUGGCACUUCUACUGCCUAGCUGGAUUAGGAGAGUGUAGUUCCAACCUGCAGAGUGUCCACUUGUUCUCAGAGGAGUGUAACUAGCAAGUGAUGCUAAAUGAGGGCUGAUCUUCCCUUGGCCUUUGGGGUUUCAUCUUGUUCCUUAUGCUGUAUAACGUGUUAAUAGAUCCAUUCUGUAUGGUUGUCAAGAAGCUUAGGGUACCCUGUCAGCAGUAUGUUGUUGGUACACAUCUCUCAUUCUCCUUUUGAAUGGGUCCUAAAGAGGCUGUAGUGUUGUUUUAAUGGUGCCCAAAUCAGCAUGUAGUUGGAGGAGUGCUGAAGAAGUUGAGUUUUUGCUCAGACAAGAUGGACAUUGCCAUGGUGGGGGAUGUAGAUGAUCCUGAACGUGGUGUGCAGCCUGUGUUGGGAGGGACUGUGUUCUCCCAAAGAUUCCUGUUAGCAGUCAGUUGUCAUCUCAGGCUGGGUCUUCUUCUGGAUUCCCUGAGUUGUUGUCAUACAAAUGUUUUCCCACACCUGGGCUUCCUUAAUAAUGGUGUUUUCAAGAGCAUCCAUAUGAUGUCGUCCUCUUUUGGUUCUGAUUCUGUGUUUUAUCCAGUCAGAGGCGAUUGAAAGAAAAUGUCAUGAUGUGUCUGUCCCAACUAACUCUGCGUGGUUAUUCUACCAAUCCCACACACGUGGCUGGGGAGGAGAAGUAGCUAUUAUCCUCUGUGGGUCUUUCAACAGCUGUAGACUCCCAGUUCAAAAUAUCAUUGGUAUUGACAUUGUGGACUAAUGGUAAUUUAGGUAUACGGCUUGUUUACUGGCUGCUGCCUAGGUAUCCAGUAGGAGCCCUAUCUGAUUUGUCAGAGGUGCUCUUGGACGUGGUGCUGGAAACACCUAGACUGAUUGUUGGGACUUCACCAUUCAUGGCAGGGAUACCUUACCAGGAUCGGCCCAGAAUUGUAUAGCUUUGUUGAGUGCCUUGGGCCUCUCUCAAUUGAGGAUGGGCCCGACAUAUGAAAGAAGUCCCACCCUGGUCUUAAUCUGUUGCACUGAAGCUUUGAGGGAAGGAUUGGGGAUUAGAUCUCAACCAUGGUUUGACUACUGUCUAAUCAAGGCAAGAGUGAGAAUGACCCCCAAUGCCCUGCCGGAAAGGGAGCCUGAUUAAAAUAGUCCACUCAUAUAGAUCCUGUUGGAUUCCAAAAUACUCUGGGGGAUUUUAGGAUUCCAAACUCAUGCUCUGUUGAGGCUGCAGUGGGAGAAUGGAAUGUGAAGCUCCUUGUACCUAUCAGCAAGGUUCUCCCUUGUCCACCUCUCCCACCCUUGGGGCAGAAUCCAGCCCCCUCGUUUGCCAGGCAGCUGGGCGACCUGAAGAGAGACAUUCAACAUCUAGAAAGAUGCUGGUGGGAAACUUGUACUGAAUCAGACAAAUCAUGCUAUCAGUCCUGUUUGGAGAUCCCAUUUGGAGGCAGUGACAGUGGCAAACAAGUGACACUUCUCUACUACCAUUGUAUCAGCUAGUUCAUGACUGUCCCUAUUGUUCUAGGUAGCUCAGGAGUUGCUUACUUCAUAAGCUCAGGAGUUGCUUACUUCAAUAAGCUUAUUGUCUCACAAACAGACAAUUAGUUUUGCAAAGCUAUUUGUUGAUAACAUAUUGGAAAUAAGCAUUGAUCUGGAUGGUAGUUUAAAGGUAAGAUGGUCAGAAGGAAUGCCUAAUAUAUUGCCUGGUCUAUUUAUGGACCAUUUUGACCCCAUUUCUGUGAUGGAUGUUGACAAGAUCCUGCGAUCUGUGAAGGCCACAACCUGUGCCCUGGAUCCCUGCCCAUUAGGGUUGCCAGAUCAGGGUUGGGAAAUUCCUGGAUAUUUGAAGGUGGAGUUUGGGGAGGGCAGGGUUGGGAAGAGGAGAGACCUCAGUUGGGCAUAGAACCAUAAAGUUCACUAUCUGAAGUAGCCUUUUGCUCCAGGGGAACUGAUCUUUGUAGCCUAGAAAUCUGUUGUAAUUCCAGGAGAUCCCAAGGCCCAAGGCCAAGAAGUUGGUAACACUGUUCCCCAUCCUGGCUGCUAAAAUCAUGUGAGGACCAUAUCAGUGAAUCCUUAGUGUUAGAGCUAACUCACAAUAUUGACCUCCGGCCACUAGAAUUGCCCAAAGUGUAGCUAUUUUCUUCCUCUGUCUCUCUAAUGCUGUCCAUGUGACAGCUCCCGGGCUGGAAUACAGGCAUGUAGGUGUGCUUAUCAGUGGCCGAGAUCAGUCUGCCUGAAAAGGUGUGUUUCAAGUGCUCUGACACAAUUUAUGUUUCCCGGCUCCUGCAAGUCAGAAAGAGACCCUGGAGAUGGAUGAUCAUGGGCCCCUUAUCAGUGAAGUGUCAAAUAUGACACCAGGCAGAGAACUUAGGCUGAUCCAGCCUGGUAACCCUAGAGACCAGGAACCAGAUCCUGGUCCAAACUGAUGUAAGCCUCUUACAAGAGAAAAGAGGGCAAAUUCGAAAAGGAUAUUUAUAUUUCUUGCAGAGAAAAUCGGAAGCCUUCUUGUAGAUUAUUUAAUUUUUCUUUUUCUACAUUUUAUUUCAUUUUAAAAAAUGUUCGUAUAUUGUGUUCGUUUUGUCUGCUUGCUAGUUGUUUUUUUGUUGGGUGAGUCUUUGUGUAACUAUAUCUUUAUCUUUUUAUUAAAUAAAUACAAAUUUUAAAAGAGGGCAGACUGGAGUUAGGAAGAGAGAAUCGUCAGGCCCACAGCUUGGGAACAGGAAGUGGGGAGCGGAGUUCCUGUGCAAACUACGUGGCCCAUCUCCACAACCUAGCCAACUUUUGGGUAAGUUUUGUGUUCACCAUGAAUGAGAUUAUCGAAUAAAAUACCAGAAGUGCAGUUGGGCUCCUUGUCUGCCCUCUAAGCAAAGAUGGGUGCAUUUCGUCUCUGGCUGAUCUGUC
Eublepharis macularius is the source of this 8602-nucleotide messenger RNA. RefSeq lists its product as uncharacterized. Gene Ontology annotation, molecular function: DNA-binding transcription factor activity, RNA polymerase II-specific; RNA polymerase II cis-regulatory region sequence-specific DNA binding. NCBI's taxonomy places the organism in Eukaryota, Metazoa, Chordata, Lepidosauria, Squamata, Eublepharidae. The record is from RefSeq and is a predicted model, not a curated record. Gene Ontology annotation, biological process: regulation of DNA-templated transcription.